GCGGCCGCAGCUGCCCGCGGGCGGAGCGCUCUCAGACCCCGGAGCGCACACCGCGGGGUCAUCGGUGCCAUCGCGGAUCUCCAGGAUCCUCGUCAGUCCGCCGGCGCGGCAGCAGCGCUUCUGGGAAGACUGGAGAUGAACCGAAGGGCGGCUGCGGGCAGGGGCGCGCGAUCCUAAGGACAGUGGCUCCCUGAACGCUGAGCCGGAGGAGACGAAGGGAAGGUGGAGCGGACGCCACCCGCGCACCGGGCAGGCGCGGAGACCGGCGUGGGACAGCCACCUGGAGCGCAGCUGCCAGAAAGAAGGACUUUGCUGCUUUGGGCCAGGCUCUGAACUUAGGUGUAAACCAUUGCCCUGGCAGAGGGAACCUGCUCAGUCCAUUGCUUCCUGCAACAAGAUAUGAACAGUAAUGGCACAUAUUUUGGUUAUGAGUCACUCAGUGGACUGUGGAUUGAAUGAACUGUAUCCAUCCCCAUCAUGAGGUACAGAACCAAGUCUCUUCACUACUUUUCCUGUGGCGUGACACCUGGUCUCUUUCUAGAAGGAAAGUUCAACAAACAGCACAGUUCUGGACACAUUGUAUUGGUUUGAUGCUCCUACCUGGAACAGGUGGAGCUGGUCUCUUGGGCAGCCUGACAUCUGGUCCACUCCUCUGUCCUAUGCCGGGAUCAUCAUGACCAUAGAGAUUAUGUCACUGUUUUGCAUCCUUGUUACAUAACUCAGUUCCUGGUAGAUUACUAUGUCAGACAGUCACAAUGUCCUUGCACAAUAACAGUACAACCUCGCCUUUGUUUCCAAACAUCAGCUCUUCCUGGAUACACAGCCCCUCCGAUGCAGGGCUGCCCCCGGGAACCAUCACUCAUUUCGGCAGCUACAAUGUUUCUCGAGGAGCUGGGAAUUUCUCCUCUCCAAACGGUACCACCGAUGACCCUCUGGGAGGUCACACCGUCUGGCAAGUGGUCUUCAUCGCUUUCUUAACGGGCAUCCUGGCCUUGGUGACCAUCAUCGGCAACAUCCUGGUAAUUGUGUCAUUUAAGGUCAACAAGCAGCUGAAGACGGUCAACAACUACUUCCUCUUAAGCCUGGCCUGUGCCGAUCUGAUUAUCGGGGUCAUUUCAAUGAAUCUGUUUACGACCUACAUCAUCAUGAAUCGAUGGGCCUUAGGGAACUUGGCCUGUGACCUCUGGCUUGCCAUUGACUACGUAGCCAGCAAUGCCUCUGUUAUGAAUCUUCUGGUCAUCAGCUUUGACAGAUACUUUUCCAUCACGAGGCCGCUCACGUACCGAGCCAAACGAACAACAAAGAGAGCUGGUGUGAUGAUCGGUCUGGCUUGGGUCAUCUCCUUUGUCCUUUGGGCUCCUGCCAUCUUGUUCUGGCAAUACUUUGUUGGAAAGAGAACCGUCCCUCCGGGAGAGUGCUUCAUUCAGUUCCUCAGUGAGCCCACCAUUACUUUUGGCACAGCCAUCGCUGCUUUUUAUAUGCCUGUCACCAUUAUGACUAUUUUAUACUGGAGGAUCUAUAAGGAAACUGAAAAGCGUACCAAAGAGCUUGCUGGGCUGCAAGCCUCUGGGACAGAGGCAGAGACAGAAAACUUUGUCCACCCCACGGGCAGUUCUCGAAGCUGCAGCAGUUACGAACUUCAACAGCAAAGCAUGAAACGCUCCAACAGGAGAAAGUAUGGCCGCUGCCACUUCUGGUUCACAACCAAGAGCUGGAAACCCAGCUCCGAGCAGAUGGACCAAGACCACAGCAGCAGUGACAGCUGGAACAACAAUGAUGCUGCUGCCUCCCUGGAGAACUCCGCCUCCUCCGACGAGGAGGACAUUGGCUCCGAGACGAGAGCCAUCUACUCCAUCGUGCUCAAGCUUCCGGGUCACAGCACCAUCCUCAACUCCACCAAGUUACCCUCAUCGGACAACCUGCAGGUGCCUGAGGAGGAGCUGGGGAUGGUGGACUUGGAGAGGAAAGGCAGCAAACUGCAGGCCCAGAAGAGCGUGGACGAUGGAGGCAGUUUUCCAAAAAGCUUCUCCAAGCUUCCCAUCCAGCUAGAGUCAGCCGUGGACACAGCCAAGACUUCUGACGUCAACUCCUCAGUGGGUAAGACCACGGCCACUCUACCUCUGUCCUUCAAGGAAGCCACUCUGGCCAAGAGGUUUGCUCUGAAGACCAGAAGUCAGAUCACUAAGCGGAAAAGGAUGUCCCUCGUCAAGGAGAAGAAAGCAGCCCAGACCCUCAGUGCGAUCUUGCUUGCCUUCAUCAUCACUUGGACCCCAUACAACAUCAUGGUUCUGGUGAACACCUUUUGUGACAGCUGCAUACCCAAAACCUUUUGGAAUCUGGGCUACUGGCUGUGCUACAUCAACAGCACCGUGAACCCCGUGUGCUAUGCUCUGUGCAACAAAACAUUCAGAACCACUUUCAAGAUGCUGCUGCUGUGCCAGUGUGACAAAAAAAAGAGGCGCAAGCAGCAGUACCAGCAGAGACAGUCGGUCAUUUUUCACAAGCGCGCACCCGAGCAGGCCUUGUAGAAUGAGGUUUUAUCAAUAGCAGUGACAAAACGCACACAUCAACCCACAGACCUUAGGAGGAGGAAGGCAAGGGUGGGGUGACUUCUGGUGAUGAUAAAAAUGGUUUUAUCACCCAGAUGUGAAAGAAGCUGCCUGUUUACUGAUCCAUUGAAUAAACCCAUUUUAAUAGAAAAAGUCAAUACCAAUUCAGCAAAAAAAAAAAACAUACUACUGAAUAUAAAGAAAUUUAUUCUGAAAUAGACUUUACAUGUUUUUUUCUUAAAGAGGAGAAAAAUAUUGCUUUACGGCAAUUAUAUACCCAAAUUGAUUUGCCUGGGUCCUUUAAUUCCCAUUAGCUUUGGAAUCUCAGAUGAGCGUAGCUGACCCAGUUCCCACAUUCUUCCCAAGGAUCCCAAAAGUGGGAAUCCAGACCCCAAGUGGAACACUGCAGGCUAACGAAUCUGUGGUUCCAAAAUUAUUUCAUACGUUGCAAAGCUGAAUCUUCUUGUCCCAAUAGAGCUUCCUGUCUUUUCUUUGGUGUGUUGUUAAACUCUAUUUGUGGACUUGAUUCUUGAUUCUUGCAAAGUACUGUUUUGUGCAGUUCAAGUUUCGUACAAAUAAAAAUACUUAAGUAUAUAUAUAUAUGUGUGAGUUCUGCACGCACACACAUAGUGUAUAUAAUAUCAUGGGAAACACUGAACUGGCAAAUUAUUCCUGCAAUAUACGCUUUCAGUACUUUGGUAACUGAAGUUCUCUAGGAUCCUAAUGCAACAUUAACGUGAAAUAAGCCCAGUUUAAUGUUUUUGAAACCAGGGCUGUUUUCCACAGAGAGCAGCCAGGCCUUCCCAGCAGGUCUGUGCAGAGCGGACAGGCUCAUGAGUCAGCUGAGCACCGUGGCUUCGCCAGACUUGGUGUUAAGCAAUCUCCUUUGUUGAUGUCUCAACAGAGCUAAAUCGGGGCCCCUCUGAGCUCAAAGAAUGAACCACUUCCACACGUUUGAAUUUAAUCAUCUAAAUCUGAAUGUUUCAAAACAAAAUUUCUGCUAUCUAAACUGCUUGAAACUCAACAAUAGUGUCACGUUUGAAUGUCAUACACAGCAAUAUAUAUAUAUGUGUGUAUAUAUAUAUAUGGCAAAGCAAAAAAAAAAAAAUGGUAAGACAGAAUGAAGGAGAACAUUGUGUUUGAUUCUUGCUGAAUGGCGCCUUCUAAAGGAAAACAGGGCUUGCACCUUUGUUACUCAGCUGUGGCCAGUGCUUUCUGGUGUCAUUGUGUAAGCUUCACCCAGGAAUAGGUGAGGUUUAGGAAGUUACAUGUCCUCUGAAGAAAGAAUUCCACUCUGAAAAGUAAUGCUUCAAAUUGAUUUCCUUACCUUUUGGGGAAAAAAAAAUUGUUUUUUUGCAUUCUCCCUUGAAUUGACCAAAAUGUUAACUGUUUCAUCUGGGGAGGGGAUGGGGUGCUGCCGUCAUUGUCGUUGUUGUUGCUGCUCUAGCUGUUGGGGUUUCUUUUCUUGUUGCCGGGGCUGUUUGGGGAGAGGGAGGGGAGGGAGGUGGGAGGGCCGCGGAGAUAUCUUCCCUUUGUACAGGGCAUUCGUGUUGUGAACCCAGAGCUGGGUAGAAGCUGCUUUUGUAUUCAGUGUGAGGUGGUGUUUACAGACGACUUUGACAACAGUGGAAGUGUACUCAGUGGUGUCUGUGUAUCUGAACUAUUUAAUUUCGUGUUAUGUUUAUAUGCAGAAAUAUUUAUGGAUACUACACCAAGUGUUUAUUUAAUGUUGAUAAAUAUUACUCUUCAGUCGUCAGCCAUGGUGUCCUUUGAAAGUGAUUCUUUAAAGUCGACUUGAGCAAUGAAUAGAGUAUAUUGAGCUUUCCUGUGGCUAAGAAGAAGAAACAUGUCAUCCUGUUGGCAUCAGCAAGCACCUAACUCUUUCUAGGUAAUAAAAAGUCAACUGUCACUUCAACAUAAAUGUUUAAAACCACUCUUUAGUUAAAUCCGAUGGGAACUGAACAAAGCUCCACCACUGUGUCUGAAAUCAUUUUACACAGGGAAAAAAAAAACAAUCAGCAUAAUUGUAAGAAUGAUUUUUUGGGGCCCACAUUCAACCAAAGAACAAGAAUAAAACAGACGAUUUUCUAAUAUAUACACAGCAAACUACAGAAUGUCAUACUAUCCACCUGUGAAACAUCUAGUAAGCAAUUGCAUCUAUAUUUUAUUUCUCAAGUUGGCCUGGCACUAAUAAAUAUGUGAAAGCUUAUUCAAGUGUCCCAGUACUUCGGCACUUCCCAUCCUUUUGGAAACUCCUAUCUUGCCUCCCUCCCAAAAGGGCUGUUUCUUUUAUUUAAAAAAAAAAAAUAGAAUUAAAUUUGAGAAAAGGAGAAACCCUGAAAUGUAGCAGAACUUUGAGAGUCACUUACAAUCUCCUUAAACAUUAUUAUCUCCUUAUCCUUGUCCUUUUGUGAUGCUAGUAAUGGCAGAAAAGGAACAAAUCCAAGACUCUAGGUCUCCCUUUUUUGUUUUACUGAUUUUAUUAUAGAAUUGUUUUUAAGCCUCUUACGGAUGAAAGCUGCAUUUAAAUACUAUCUACUGACUUUAUAGUAGACAUGGCCAUUUAUAGAACGGUCUGUCCAUUUCUUGGGUCAUUUUCAGAGAAAGAAAACAAGCAAAAUAGGUUCUUUUGAAUAUGAAGAAUUUAAAAGUAUAAUUGAAGAUGUAGUGAGUAUUUAUAAUUGGACCUUAGUUACACAUGCAUUUCUCAAAGGGCUUGUCAUUACAGGAGAUAUUCAGCACUUACAUAAGAUCAAAAUGUCUUCAUCCCAAACUGGGAAUCGAAUUAUUUCAUGCCAUAUGCAUGAGGUUUGCAGAGAUUUCAAGAUUAGCCACUUUGAUUGAAAGAAGAAAAUGAUCAAACCUAAAAUAAACUACACACGGAGAAUCUCUCUCUCUCUCUCUCUCUGCCUCUCUCUCUCUUUCUCCCUCUUCUUCCUUCUUUCUCUCUCACAAGCACACACACACACACACACAUUCUCCAUUCUCCAGGCAUUACCAGAUGGUUAGGAGAAGUGAGUUCUCUCUGGCCCCCUAGUUCCCUCGGCUCUGCUCUCCUUUGCCCAUCAUCUCCCUGUGGCCUCUAUGCUAGUCCUCCCUAUUCCCCUAAUCACCCUUUUCCUCUUAAGCCCAGUCUUGAGUCUCUACAUUUUUUCAUUUCUCUUUACCCUUUAGUGUACAAUAGUUGUAGACUCUGAUGGAAUGAAAACAAACAAGAAGCCUAAGAGUUAGACCCUGCUGUGGCUAAAGAUCUAGAAGGCCUAUCGAUUUUCUCUGUCAGGCUUCCUAUGUUACCCAUGGGCAGGGUUCAUUGCUCUGCAGAGCGCUGGGAGCCCCUUCAUGUAUCGAGAGAGAAGCCGGAGCACAGAGCUCUGCUGCAAAGUUGGCUGUUUCAGCUCUGACUCAGGGAGGAAAGAAGGAUGCCAACGCUCUGUCACAGUGGAGAAGUCUAAUACCAGAGUGACACAGAGAAGGAUUCCAGGGAUCAGCCAGGGUGUCCUGUACUUAUCUGAGUAGAGAUGAUUCAAGGAUGGGGACAUAUUCCAGGAAAUUGCACAAUCUUCUCCUGACAGCUUCGGAGGACAAGUGAAGAUAGUGCAGUAAAGUCAAAGAAGCAAUGAAUUUAGGAUGAGGAACCUGAAGUUCCCGGCCCAGUUUGGUCACUGCUUAGUUACCUGUCCUUAGGCAUGUUUGUCACUUAACCUAAACUUUCUGGGUUUUCUCCUCAUUGCUCAAACUAAACAACAACACCAAAGCUUCUCUAAUUUGCCUUCUAAUGGCAAAUCGGUCAAAACUGAGGUCAGCAACUACCAUGAUGAAAGUAAAAUGGUAUAUUGGGUGAAUGCUGGAAGAUUUCAGAUUUUAUAUUCUGUAAAGGUAUUUACUUACUAUAUUUCAACACCACAAAAUCUUGAAAUUUGGAAGCUAACCAAGGAAGCUUUGAUAUUUGUUGGUAAACCCAGAGUAGUAUGGUUUCAAAUACCACUCCAAUCCAGCACCUGAGGUCAGGCAACCUCACAAAAUAGAGUUUCUGGGUAGCAAGUGUUUGCCUUGGUUUUACAAUAGCAUUUCUCAUAAUAGAACUGAAACUGAUUACAACACUCCAAAGUUAUUUGUUUAACCUAAACAACCCUACUUCUAGCACCUCCUCUGAAAGAAUAUUUUGCUCCGAUGCUACGUGCAACAAACUUAUUUAAACAGUAUCAACUCCAGCCUUUAAUAGGUUCAAGGGCAAUUUUACUACUUCCUUUCUACACACUAAAGUUACACUCUCUUCUCCUGUUUUGAUGACUCUAAAUAUUCAGCCUCUCCCAGCAUUAAUGUUGUGUGAGUCAACAUUGCACACCUAAGAGAAAGGUUUCUAGAAAGGUAACCCAGUGUUCUUUAGAACUGGAGAAUUCCAUUUUCUUUUUUUGGCUUUAGUGUUAAUGUCUGGGAAGGGAGGCUCAUGAUAAGAUAAUAAAAAUGAGUAAAGAAGAUCUAGUUCAUAAAAUGACUAUACUCCACAUGAGUUUGUAACUGCAUUUGUUGUAUGGCUCAGAAAUGAGCAAGUGUUAGUAUUAUUAGGCACGCAUCACGUUCACAGCUUCACGCAGAGAUGGGUAGUGCAUUUGGAUAUAUGGAAGUUAUCCAAAUGCGUUGCUAGAACACCAGGCCUAUGUUUGUUCUGGUAGAACCACAGAGACUCACACAAAGUUCUGACCCUACCACUCUGGUCUGGGCUGAGACCACCCCCAAAAAAUCAUCUAGAGAACCAAAGGGGCUCACGUCUCAGUUGCAUUCUAUGUAAAAGAUAAAGGGGCCAUACUCUCCACUGCAAAGAAGCAUUAGUAAAACUUCCUGCACCCAAAUUAUAAUCCGGCAAUCCUACCUUAAACUAAAAAGGUUAUCCCCAGAAUAUAAAGCUUACUAUUGUUCUUUCUUGGAGUCCAAAAUGCUUAGCAGUCCUGCAGUUCACAUACAAAACUCAAAACUAUUUUUAUCCUGUAUUCUGUGAGUUCCUUGAUGAUAGUAAUUGGGUCUUAUUCAUCACUCUGUAUCCUGUGGCUCACACAGAAUCUGGCAAAUUGCAUAUAUUCAAUAAAUGUUGAAUAUCAAAUAACCUCCUUAUUAAUAUAACAAAUAUUAUCAAAAUUCUGUGCACAUCAAUGUCCCAUGCUGCUACUGUAGUCAGGAGUUAUUUGGCUGGGAAAUGGAAAAUGGUCACAAAUAUGAUGGUUAUCUAAUAAAAUAUCACUGAGCAAUAAGGAGAAAUAUUUUAAAUAGAUUUGAAAUUGUGAACAAAUAAUUUAGGGUCCAAAAAGGAAAAAGAAAAUUAACUCUCUCUUUUAUCCCUAGAACUCAGAAACUUUACUGGAUUGGUCAUCAAAGAGAAACUUUUUAUUGUAUAAAAGAGUAGAAUUCAUGGAAGGGAUAAUUCUUUUGAAACAGGCUUCUCGGUUACUUGCCUUAGUAAAAGAAGUAUCUGGAGGGCCUGGAGAGUUCAUAAACAUAGUUUUCUGUACAAGUGAAGAUCUGUAGUUUGGCUUAAAAAUCCUUGCAUGUAGUUUUGCUUGGUGUGGAAAGUUAUUAGGAGACAAUCGUGUAUCCUGUUCUGCAAGCAAUCAAACACAUGAUCUCCCUUCUAUCCAUUCCUCAUCCAGUACAUGGGCAUUUCCAGCCUCCUACAUGUAACACUUCAAACUUCCUCUGGGCGUCUGCUUAGAGCUAUGCGAUGGCCACAGUUUGGGCAAGGCCCUUCUUUCUUUUAAAUAUAGGAACUGUUACCAAGUUUGGUGCAGGCUUGAGAAAUAAUUACAUAAAACUGGGCUUCCACGAUGGUGAAUCAGCAUGCUGAUUUCUCUUGGCAGGAAGCUCUCAGGGAAAUGUCUGUGAAUCAUUUAAAGAUGCUCUCCGGUGGAUAGAGAAACCGCAGUCCAAAAACAGAUGGGUGUAUAUUUGCUUUGUAAGCAAAGGGCAUGUAUCAUACUCGCAUCUAAAACAGUGUCCACAUCUUUGCCAAAGGCACUGAAUUUUACCUUUUUUUAUUACCUCGUGGCCAGCACUUCCUCAGUAGGCAUUUCAGGUGUGUCACAAACCAUGUUCAUUUUUAAUCUUGAAAAAGUCAAUCGUCUGUAGUCUGUACUAUAAAAUGAUGCCUGCAACUUUGUGGUGAAUAUUAUCCCCAAGUUAACAGUGAAAUAAGUAAAUAAAACUAUUAUUGAACAAA
Nomascus leucogenys (northern white-cheeked gibbon) is the source of this 8757-nucleotide messenger RNA. RefSeq names its product cholinergic receptor muscarinic 3 (gene CHRM3). Gene Ontology annotation, cellular component: dendrite; synapse; plasma membrane. NCBI's taxonomy places the organism in Eukaryota, Metazoa, Chordata, Mammalia, Primates, Hylobatidae. The transcript has 6 exons. Gene Ontology annotation, biological process: chemical synaptic transmission; adenylate cyclase-inhibiting G protein-coupled acetylcholine receptor signaling pathway; G protein-coupled receptor signaling pathway, coupled to cyclic nucleotide second messenger. Bases 756 to 2528 code for a protein of 590 amino acids. The record is from RefSeq and is a predicted model, not a curated record. Gene Ontology annotation, molecular function: G protein-coupled acetylcholine receptor activity; G protein-coupled serotonin receptor activity.